Messenger RNA from Gadus chalcogrammus (walleye pollock), 3690 nucleotides. RefSeq names its product synovial apoptosis inhibitor 1, synoviolin (gene syvn1). Gene Ontology annotation, cellular component: cytoplasm. The record is from RefSeq and is a predicted model, not a curated record. Bases 91 to 1998 code for a protein of 635 amino acids. NCBI's taxonomy places the organism in Eukaryota, Metazoa, Chordata, Actinopteri, Gadiformes, Gadidae. The transcript is spliced from 16 exons.
AUAGGAUCCUAUGUGAGCAGGCUGCGGGAUAAAUAUCGUGUUUGUUACCCGGAGUGAAGGUAUCCGGUAGAGAGAGCUACAUCGAGUAGGAUGGCGUCCAUCAUGGUGCGAGCAGUCCUGGUGACGGCCACCAGCCUGGUGCUGACUGGGGCUGUGGUGGCCCAUGCCUACUUCCUCAAGCACCAGUUCUAUCCAACGGUGGUCUACCUUACAAAAAGCAGCCCCAGCAUGGCGGUCUUGUACAUCCAAGCCUUUGUGCUGGUGUUUCUGCUGGGGAAGUUCAUGAGGAAGGUGUUCUUCGGCCAGCUGAGGGCUGCAGAGAUGGAGCACCUGAUUGAGCGCUCGUGGUACGCCGUGACGGAGACCUGCCUGGCCUUCACCGUGUUCAGGGACGACUUCUCCCCGCGCUUCGUGGCCCUCUUCACGCUGCUGCUCUUCCUCAAGUGCUUCCACUGGCUGGCCGAGGACCGCGUGGACUUUAUGGAGAGGAGUCCCAACAUAUCCUGGGUGUUUCACUUCAGGGUGCUAUCUCUCAUGGGACUGCUGGGAGUUUUGGACUUCCUGUUCGUCAACCAUGCCUGUCACAGCAUCAUCACCCGGGGCGCCUCUGUCCAGCUGGUCUUUGGGUUCGAGUAUGCCAUCCUGAUGACCAUGGUGCUGACCACCUUCAUCAAGUACCUGCUGCACACCAUCGACCUGCAGAGCGAGAACCCCUGGGACAACAAGGCGGUGUACAUGCUGUACACGGAGCUCUUCACUGGCUUCAUCAAGGUGCUGCUCUACAUGGCCUUCAUGACCAUCAUGAUCAAGGUCCACACCUUCCCGCUGUUCGCCAUCCGACCCAUGUACCUGGCCAUGAGGCAGUUCAAGAAAGCCGUGACCGACGCUAUCAUGUCCAGACGGGCCAUCCGCAACAUGAACACCCUGUACCCCGACGCCACUCCGGCAGACCUGCUGGCCUCUGACAACGUCUGCAUCAUCUGCCGUGAGGAAAUGGUCACGGGUGCCAAGAAGCUGCCCUGCAAUCACAUCUUCCACUCCAGCUGCCUGCGCUCCUGGUUCCAGAGGCAGCAGACCUGCCCCACCUGUCGCAUGGACGUCCUCCGAGCGUCCAACGCCAACCAGACCCCGGCCACGCCCCAGGCCCCGCCCCCGGCCCCCGCGGCGCCCCCCAACGCUCCGGCCGCCCCACCCCCCAACGUGGCCAUGGGCAUGCUGCCGGGGUUCCCCCCUCCCGGCAUGUUCCCCUUCUGGGGACCCUUCCCCGGGGCCCCUCCACCGGGCGCAGCCCCCGCCAACGGCCCCGCCGCGGACACGCCCCAGGGCAACGGAGAGGCCCCCCAGGCCGCAGGCUCCAGCUGGCCCCCUCCCACCACGGACCCGUCUGCAGCCCCGCCCGGCCAGCCCAACCCCGGCUUCGGGUUCCCUUUCGCCCCCCCGCCCUUCCCCUCCACGCCCUGGCUGCCCCCGCCACCCCCGAUGCCCUUCGUGUCGUCCAUGCCCCCGCCGCCCCCGUCCCUGUCCGCGCUGUCGGACGAGGAGCUGGGUGAGCUGGAGGCGGAGGGCCGGCGGGGCCUGGAGGCGCGGCUCCAGUGUCUCCACAACAUCCACACGCUGCUGGACGCCGCCAUGCUCAACAUCCACCAGUACCUCAGCACCGUGGCCACGCUCACCCCCCCCCGCACCGGGACGAGGAGCGCAGCCCGCUCGGACCCCUCCCCGCCAGCAGGAGCAGAAGCCCCCGGCCCGGAGGAGUCAACCAGCAGCUCUGAGUCUGCGGGCGGCGCCACUGGCUUCACCCAGCCGGCCGACUCCACCACCGCCGCCUCCGCCUCCGGCUCGGAGGAGCCCGAGGAGAGGGAGCCCAGCGUCGACGGCGAGGAGGUGGAGGAGGAGGUGGCAGAAGGAGGCGCCGAGCCCAGCGCCUCGGAGCUCCGACGCCGGCGCUUGAGGAAGCUCGAGACAUCCUCGUCAACGCAAGCCCCGCCCGACAACUGAAGGCCGCCCCCCCCCCGGCAUCGACAGACCUAGCGACCGCGGGCCGACGGCCCCUCCGGCGACCAGGAGGCGCCGCUCAGCCAGUUAGAUCGGUUCUGUGUUUUUUUUAAUUCCUUCUUAUUUAGGGCCCCUGCGGGCCCCCCGUCUCUCGCCCUAGCUCUCAUGCCUUCCACUGGCCGGCCUUUUCUAGCUGCAAGUCGGGACCCGGGUGGUGGAGAGACCCAGGACUGCGGAGGGAGCGAGCGGUUUGUCUUCUUAACUGUAGUUUUGUUGGGCUGCUGUUCGUGACGACGUGAACGGCGGCCGCCACCACCAAGAACAUCCUAGGCUGACUCCUGUUGGAGGAGAACCCAGCAGGAGGCUCUCGGAUCAGGGAGACUGAGCACGUUUUAUUUUGUAUGUGUUUGGUAGUUGAACGCUAUGGAAGGUUGUCAUCUGCUCCGACUGUGGACCGGACCCAGUUUUGGGGAUGGCGGCAGGCUUCCCUUCACUGUAUUGCUGGUUCAACUUAAACUCUGUUGGGACUUUAUCACUAGCGGGGUACACAAAGAAAUCUUGCUGUAGACUGUGGAAGAUUACAACCUUUUUUUUUUUUUUUUGCUUUUCUUUAUUUAGAUCUAGAUUUUUGUUUCCAUCUGGUUUGUGGAGGUCUUGUCACCACAAUGUUACAUAGAGGCUAUGUAAUUGAACCUGUACAUACUGUAAAGAAUUUUAAUAGUAUGAACUGUACAUAAUGCUAAAUAAACUGCUUAAACAAACCGGCUUCAACUAAACAAGUGCAAGUAUUUUGUUGUAAGACUUAUUUUAUACAGCGAAUCACUCUUUACUGCCUGGGAUAUUGUCCAUUUUCUGGCUAUGAAAAUUGUGGCUUACAUCUAGUGCCGAUUUCUCAUUCUUAAUAAUCCUCAGUGAUUUAAACUAUUUAACGAACACCUGAUAUCAGUUGUUGGGGAAACUGCAUGCAAGUGUUAGUCUUGUUUUGUUGUAACAUUAAGAUUAAUUUAUUCGAUUUCUGGUGGUGCUUCAUUGGAGUACUUCAGUUAAAGUCCAAAUUGAUUCUAAAAGCAUUACUGUAUCAUGUUCUUAUAACCAUGGUAUUCUACGAGGCCAUUAAGGUCAAAGUAAAGACUGUUUGCUCUGUUCAAAGAAAAAAUGUAUCUUUAAUGUACUAAAAUUUAUAGUUAAAGUGGAUUAAAUUGGCCUAAUGUUAGAAACAUGAAAAUUUUCAAGAAACACAUCGUUGGGUUGUAAUUUUGUAAACUGGCUCUUUAUUUGUGUGUUGAAUGUACAACACUGAUAAAAAAAAAAAAAGAAUUUGCUUCAGAUUCUCCCACAGAAAGGUAAUGCAUUCUUACUCGCUGUGGAUCAUGGAUCUCAUUUUAGCUUUCCCAAAUAUCAGUGCAAUAAAUGACAAGGGCAAUAAAUGAAUUAUGCACUGAAAUGUUUUGUUGUCAUUGUGUGAGUGUUGCAUCCUGUUGAACAGGUAAACCUUUACUCAUGACAUACAGCAGUGCAUUAGAGGAAUUAUUUGAGGAUUCAUAGAUAUGAAAAAGCAUUAACUUUGAUAGAAAAUAAGUUAUAAUAUACAAUCUUUUUAAAUGAAAAAAUAUAACCAAGUCAAUCAUAUUAAUUAUCUAAAAGUACAAAACUAAAGCACACGGAGUAGAAAGUUCCAACAGCACAGGUAUUAAG